Messenger RNA from Salmo salar (Atlantic salmon), 1315 nucleotides. The record is from RefSeq and is a predicted model, not a curated record. Lineage: Eukaryota; Metazoa; Chordata; Actinopteri; Salmoniformes; Salmonidae.
UUCACCAGUCACCGUGGGUCACGUGGUACCGAUGUUUACGGAAGCUGCAUCAAGCGAAGUUUAUAGAGGAUAAAAGUUGGUGAUAUUUUGCGUAUUCUCGGCAAACAGUAUGCUCCUAAUAACGUGUUGAAGUUGUUUUUGUUGUAGUAGUGGUCGUUUUCCAGCUAAUAUGCAGGCGGAAUCACCCGUAACGUCUCCGAAAUGUGAUUUGUUAGACUCGUGUGGUACAUUUCGUGUGUUGGUCGGGGUCACGGGUAGUGUGGCAGCUCUCAAAGUGCCUCUGUUGGUCUCCCAGCUUCUAGAGUUACCCGGGGUGGAUGUGCGUGUUGUCACGACAGAACACGCCAUGCACUUCUACAACCCUGCCGAGGUGGCUGUCAGAGUCUACAGCGACGCAAAUGAGUGGGAGCUGUGGCGCCAGCGUUCUGACCCUGUCCUGCACAUAGAGCUGAGACGCUGGGCUAACCUCUUCCUUAUCGCCCCUCUGGACGCCAACACACUGGGCAAGAUCUCCAGCGGCAUCUGUGACAACUUACUGACAUGCGUGGUACGUGCCUGGGAUACCAGUCGUCCUCUACUCUUCUGUCCAGCGAUGAACACUGCUAUGUGGCAUCACCCCAUCACCUCUCGCCAGGUGGACAGCCUUAAAGAGUUUGGCUACGUUGAGAUCCCCUGUAUCGCCAAGAAACUGGUCUGUGGAGACCAAGGUAAAGGAGCCAUGGCAGAGGUGUCAACGAUCGUAGAUGUUGUGCAACAGUUCAUUCAGAAAGCUGCUGAGUCUCCCCUGGAAGGAGCGGGCCAGAGGCCGUGAGGAAGGAGCGGGCCAGGUGCUGUGAGGAAGGAGCGGGCCAGGUGCUGUGAGGAAGGAGCGGGCCAGGUGCUGUGAGGAAGGAGCGGGCCAGGUGCUGUGAGGAAGGAGCGGGCCAGGUGCUGUGAGGAAGGAGCGGGCCAGGUGCUGUGAGGAAGGAGCGGGCCAGGUGCUGUGAGGAAGGAGCGGGCCAGAGGCCGUGAGGAAGGAGCGGGCCAGGUGCUGUGAGGAAGGAGCGGGCCAGGUGCUGUGAGGAAGGAGCGGGCCAGGUGCUGUGAGGAAGGAGCGGGCCAGGUGCUGUGAGGAAGGAGCGGGCCAGGUGCUGUGAGGAAGGAGCGGGCCAGGGGCUGUGAGGAAGGAGCGGGCCAGGUGCUGUGAGGAAGGAGCGGGCCAGGUGCUGUGAGGAAGGGGCGGGCCAGGUGCUGUGAGGAAGGGGCGGGCCAGGUGCUGUGAGGAAGGGGCGGGCCAGGUGCUGUGAGGAAGGGGCGGGCCAGGGGCUGUGAGGAA